AGGAAGCUGCGCGUUUAGCGCUUGUGGCAGCAGCGGCGGCAGGCAGCGGCCGAGAGGGCUGGGCUAGUCGGUCAGCUGUGCGGAGAUCCGAAUGUCGGCGCGUCAGCGCACUGCCGCCAAGCUCAUGCUGCGGCCCUACUCCAUCACCGAUAGUUGAUGAUGAUCACGCCGCCCUACCCCCCGGCACUUUACCCGAGCGAAGCAGCUUCAAAUUGUUGUGAUGUCUUGGCACAGUUCAGCGAACAAUGAAAACAUUGAAUUGCUCAGAGCUUCUGGAAAAAGGUUAUACGCCAACACCAUCGGAAGCAUACGCAGUGCUGGGCAACUGGGCUCUGUUCCUGGCGGCUGUGGAAAGCCUGAUGGUGGUGACGACAGUGGCGGUGUUUGUGCAUGAAUGCCACUACCUCAGUGCCUGCUGGCCCCGCAGGACACUACUCUACAGCUCCCUGGCUCUUGCUGUGUUUCCUGUAUCUUCCAUUUUCGCUGGUGAUGUACUUUGAGCUGAUCAGCUGCUAUGCGGGGGGCUCGGAGCAGCUUGUCCAGCGGCUCAUCAACGAGCAAAUGCCACUGCGGGGUCCCCCCAUCUGCUGCGUGCUGUGGUGCUGCCCGACACCUUCCUUCUCCAAGCGAAGGUAUGCUGUCCUGCGGGUGGUGGUCUACCAGCUGUUCUUCAUCCCCCUGAUUCUGAUCACCAUCAUCUUUGUAUGCACGCUCACAGGCAUCCAUGAAGGGGAUAAGAUGGAGGCGACCAAUGCGUCCCCAUACCUGAUGCUCCUCCAGGCGGGAUCCUUCCUUCUGGGCACGUACGGCUUUGUCAUCUUUGUCAAGCUGGCCUCGCGGCCCCUGCCUCCGCAGCUGCUGCUACGGCGCAAGUUCACCGUACUGCACCUGCACUUUACCCUGACGCGGCUGCAGCUAGUCGCAUUCAAGGCAGCCGGACUGACGGGUCACCUGCCCUGCGUGCCGCCUCUGGCCUCCAUGGUCACGGGAGUCUACCUGAGCAGUGCCAUGCUGAUGGGCCAAGGGUUCAUGGUGUCCACCGUGUCCCGCUACUUCUUCCUGCAUCCGCAGCCGAACUCGACUCUGCCACCGCACCCGCCAGCCCCAACGUCAGCCCACGUCAACAGCCAUCAGAGAUCGUCCACUGUCUCCCUGCCCCGCCCGCAGGCCAACGCACACCAGGCCAGCGCACAGCAGGCCAGUAGCCGAUACCUGGCUGCAUUCACUUACUGA
Messenger RNA from Dermacentor silvarum, 1233 nucleotides. RefSeq names its product organic solute transporter subunit alpha. NCBI's taxonomy places the organism in Eukaryota, Metazoa, Arthropoda, Arachnida, Ixodida, Ixodidae. Gene Ontology annotation, molecular function: transporter activity. Bases 391 to 1233 code for a protein of 280 amino acids. The transcript is spliced from 7 exons. The record is from RefSeq and is a predicted model, not a curated record. Gene Ontology annotation, biological process: transport.